AAUAAGCACACCUCGAUUUCUUUCACCAUGACACCAUGAUCAGUUCCACGUUGACGAAUUGACGACUACGUAGUGAACAGAACAGUGGUAAAGUUCCACGUAGCAUGAGGUAGAGCGUGGUCAUGAUAAUUGCACGUUAUGUCGGAACAUUGUAGGAUCAGUGGAUGUUGAGAUAGAAUUAAUUCGUGUAUUCGUAACAGAAGCGUACCUAUUGAACAGCAGAUUAAAAUGGGAUACUUAAACAUUUUCUUAUUCUUGAUAGUUUCAACAAUUGCACUUGCAGCAAAUGGAGCAUAUGUCUAUGCUCAAGAAGAUGAGAAUAUUGAUGAUAUUGUUGAUGUAGAAGGUGAAGAAAGUAGUAUAAUAACUGAUGAAGAAACAGAAGAAGAUACUAGUAAUGCUUCAGUUGAUGCGGAUACGACAAUACUUUUUACAAAACCUAUUCAUAAUACGUUAUCUACUCUUGAAUUGCCAGCUGGAAAUAUAAUAGAAUUUCUUGUUGGAUUUACUAAUAAGGGUGAAAAUGACUUUGUUUUGGAAUCAUUGGAUGCUUCUUUUCGUUAUGCAAUGGACUUUAAUUUCUAUAUUCAAAAUUUCUCCACGUUUACGUUUAACAAAGUUGUGAAACCGAAACAUGAAGCUACUUUAGCUUAUUCUUUUAUACCAUCUGAGAGUUUCGCUGGAAGGCCGUUCGGUUUGAAUGUUAACCUGAAUUACAAAGAUACCCAGAAUGGCGUUUCUUACAAUGAAGCAGUCUUUAAUGAAACUGUACAAAUCAUAGAGAUAGAUGAUGGUCUUGAUGGAGAAACAAUUUUUCUUUAUGUAUUCCUCGCAGCAUGUGUUAUAUUGACUCUUGUAGGAGGUCAACAAUUAUUAUCAUCUCUGGGACGUAAAUCGCGUUCUUCUACUACUCGUAAAGUACCAGUAGAAAUGGGUACAUCUAAUCCUAACAAUGUAGAUUACGAUUGGCUGCCGAAGGAAACUCUCAAUAGAAUCAAUAAAUCUCCUAGAACUCCAAAACAAAGUCCAAGGCAAAGGAAAACAAAAAGAACAAUUGGUUUUGAUGAUUAAAUUACAUAUGUAUGUAUGUAUGUGUGUGUGGUGUGUGUGUAUAUAUAUAUAUAUGUGUGU
Atta colombica is the source of this 1131-nucleotide messenger RNA. Its product is annotated as translocon-associated protein subunit alpha. Gene Ontology annotation, cellular component: endoplasmic reticulum membrane; endoplasmic reticulum. The coding region runs from base 229 to 1071 and encodes 280 amino acids. Lineage: Eukaryota; Metazoa; Arthropoda; Insecta; Hymenoptera; Formicidae. The record is from RefSeq and is a predicted model, not a curated record. The transcript has 5 exons.